This is a messenger RNA of Anarrhichthys ocellatus (wolf-eel), 3874 nucleotides long. It is a transcript of the gene ccdc175, whose product is annotated as coiled-coil domain containing 175. Lineage: Eukaryota; Metazoa; Chordata; Actinopteri; Perciformes; Anarhichadidae. The transcript has a single exon. The coding region runs from base 347 to 2575 and encodes 742 amino acids. The record is from RefSeq and is a predicted model, not a curated record.
GAUCCGAGUGUCUGCUGACUUGACCGCAGUACGUAUUUGCAUAGCUUCUUUGACUAUUGAGCUACUGUAACAAUUAGAUUGGGAUCAAUAAAGUCCUUAUCUUAUCUGUUUAUUCAACUUAACUUUAGCUUCUUGCGGUAACGUACAACAUUAGUUUCACGUAACGCUCACCUACUGACUGAUAUUAGCUUAUGGGUAGCCACUGCUUACACAAUGUGGCCCCUCGGACAUGCCGUAGCAUGCUGUCUUCUUUUUCUUCUUCGUGGUGGGUUCGUUGUUGCCAUGGUAGAGUAUAACUGAACGUACUGCAGACACAUUAACGAGUGUAAGGCACACGGAUUAAAAAAUGGCUUCUUGCCUGGUCCCGGACUUCCCGGCCGUCAUGGUUGCUCUCGAGCAUUUAAAGGAGCUGGACAAGCAGCUGAAAGAGGACGACGUGCCAUUCUCAGCUGAAGCCAGCCUCCACCUGACGGAGAUAACUACUGCAAUCACCGAACUGGAGGCGGCUCGGCAUGCUGCUCAUGAACAUUUAGAAGUGGAAAGCAUAGAAAACAGCAAUCUGAGACACCAAAUUAACAAUAUAAGAGAAAGAAUGAGGCAGGAAAUUAUGAUUGACGUAGCAGCAGCCCGGGCAUCUAAUGCUGAAGAGAUAGAGCAGCUGCGCAAAGACCUCAACAGGGUUUCUCAGCUGCAAGAAGCCACCGUGAAGAGGCAGGAAACACUCUUGAGCCAGAAGGAAGCACUGUGCCCAGAGCGAGAGCAGGCAAAGGCCGAACACGAAGAGAUCAUCGCGGUUCAGAAUGAGCAAAUCACCUCAAAGUGUGGCUUGCAGAGGGAGCUGGAGGAGACACGGGACCGGAUAGACGAGCUGAAGUCCUGCAUCGCUGCUGUCGAACGGGACACAGUAACACUUCAGCAAAAGAUGGUGCUGGAGAGAGAGGCUCUCACAGUGAACAAAGACAACCUGUUCAGAGAGCUGCACCAGGCUGAGGGUAAAGUGAAGCAGCAGGAGCAAUCCAUCAGGAGGAGCAGAGGAGAAUUGGACAGACUUAAUGACAAGAAACGAGAAACCCAUAAACAUCUGGGGGAGCUCAUGAUUGACAUGGCCAAGCUGGAGAGUAAUUUACGAAGACUGGCAGCCUCUCGGUGCCAGAGCGAGCAGCAGCUGCAGGGGCAAACUCAAAAGCAUUCAGAAUUGAGGCAACAGAGAGAAACGCUGAAGAAGGAGUUGCGUGAGUUAGGGGAAGUAUUCUGUGUUGCUGUCCAGCGUCUUAAAGAAGAAAUCGCCGCAGUGGAAGAUAAAAUAGAGAAGGUUCAAGCAUCAACAUUGCUCUUUCAAGACUCCCUGGCUAAACUAUAUGAGGUAUUCAAGCAUCAGUGUGAUGAAGAGAACGAAGUGAGGGAAGAGUAUGUCCAUGUCUCGCAGCAGCUCGAGCGAUCCAAGCUGCAGCUGGAGGAGCGCAUUGCCUCUAUAGUCAAACACAGCAAGGAGAUCAAAGAGAUGGACAAGCAGAUCAGAGACCUCCUGGAGACUGAAGUAAUCACCAAGCGUGUGUUUGAGGGGAAUCGGAGGGAUUUGUGCGAUAACGUCGAGACAGAGAAGAAGAACAUCAGUCAUUUGGAGGAGGAGAAGAAGCGGCUAGGGGGGCUUUUGGAGGAGGCGAAGAGGAAGCAGGAGGAGCAAGUAGCGAAGAUGACCUCGGAUAUCGGCGACACCAGGAGGAGAUACCAGGAGCUUCGACGAGAGGAGGCCGCACUCCAAAAGCGUCAGCCCAAGAGCUCAAAUGCUGACUUGCUGAUGAGACAUGUGACCCAGUGUGAGGUGGAGUACAGACAAAUAGAGACCAAACACCUUGAGGAAAUAGAGCGGUGCACUGCAGAGUCCAUGAGCAUCACGAGGAGCAGCAAGGAGAAGCAGAGGGAGGUGGAGGAGCAAGAUGAGAUGCUGAAGGAGGAGGUUGCAAAGUGGAAUGAAGAGCAAUCCAGGCAUCAGAGACUGAAUACGCUGACCUCCGAGCUCAGGGGGAAGAGAAGCGAUCUGGAGCUGUUGAUCCAGGGGCUGAAGGAGGAAACAGGCGCUCUGCUUCAGCCCAAACAGGAAAUGAAGACCGAGCUGGAGGAGCUGCGAGAAAGUUACACGGACGUGCUCGAUAAACAGGCCUCAGAGCUGAGAGCUGUAGAGAUCGGCAUCUAUAACAAUAGCAUAUCACUGGAGCAGGUCCGCGUGGAGAACAGCAGGCUGCAUCUCUCCAUCAGACAGAUGACGGAGGAUAUGGACGGAGCCAGAGAGGACAAAGAACGGUACUGGCAGGAGGUUCACCAGUUCAACCGGGACAUAAAUACCUUGUUUGAGAGCUUACAGGAUGCGUGGAAAGAGGAUUCGUCGAUAACUCGGGACAGUCAGAAUAGUGACGGUGUGCUGUUGGUGUCGAUGAGUGCCAUGUUGAGCCACCUGAAGACCAGGAGUCAACAGCUGGGGGACGUCGGCACACUUCUACACCACCAAAUGUUAGACUUCAGCAAACGACUGGGGGAUAAAUCAAUUCUGGAACAGCAGACUUCAGAUGACCUGUAGUGUAUAUAUGAAUUCAUAUAAACUGUGGAUAGAAUUUAAUACAUAAAAUACAAAGUUGAUAUUAAUUUGUAAUCAAAAAAAUGUAAUAAAGCUCACAGCAACAGAAGAUGAAAACAACAAAACUGGGACAUAUUCUUCACUCCUUUCAUUUCUCUUCAUGUUGACAUGAUUGGAUUAAUAGUGUGUAGUAGAUGCUGUAUUACUUUGAGUAGUGAAGACAUUCAUCACAACAUUUUAAUUUGUCAAACAUAUGUCACUUAUAACUUGAUUAAUUUCUGUAUUGCCUUAAUUGCUGAAACAGCUAUUGUUAAUGUUAUUAGUUCUUCUUGUGCUGCUUUUCCCGCAACGACAAAUCUAAAUGUCUGCUUUGGAAACACUGCAAUUUUUGAGCUAAAAUAGAGCCAACGUAAAGCACUUUGUAUUUGUUCUGUGUUUGAGAUGUGCGCUAUCUCUACUUGUUCACAGAUUCCUAUAACAGGUCACAAAUGUAGUACUUUUCCUUCUUUUUGUUAUGCACACGGUGUUGCUAAUGAAAUAAUAAUGAAGUCAAGUUGUUACGUUAUACAAGCUAACUAAAGCAACAACAAAGGUAAUAUAUAGAGCUUUAAAAUGUAUGUGUAAGUGAGAGCAGCAGAUGACUCAUCUGAAUGUGAGACACAUUCGUUAAUGAUGUGACUCCACUUGUACUUUGACUUCACCAAGUAAAUCCAAACUAUUGGGUGCUUUCUCCACUUUGUUGUCAUUAUUAUUAUUAUUCUCUCUGAGUCUCUGUCAUAUACACCAUCAUUUUGUUCUUCCUUGCACUGAAAUUAAGAAACAACAACUAACUUCUCUCUUCUAGUCUGUUUCCUUUUAUUAAGGCAUCACCAUUUCUCCCAAAUCUGUAAAUUAAAUCACAAGUUUAAAUGUUUUUGUCAUUGUGAUGCUCAAAUAGUCAAAGGAAAUAUGGCCUGUUAUUAUUUCAUGUAUAUUUAUUUACCAAUUGGUUGUUUGAGAAUGCACAAUAAUGCACAAUAACUGUGAGAGCCAGCUGUCACCCACUGCGUUUUUCCUCCUGCUUUUUGUUAUUUAUAAUACAUUUGUUUUUUGAUAAAUGCUUUAAGUGUUAGUGUAGCAAACCAAAUGACCAUGCUAAAAUAAAAAAAGAAACUGAUUGUUUGAAGAACAGUCACUAGUAAAAUUCAAAGUGUGGCGUCGCUUUUUUUUACCUGUUGCCUGUUACAUCCAUCUGCUGCCAUUAUAAUUCCCUAAUGUGUAAAUAUAAUUGACCGUCGUCUGUUCUUCCUCUUCAGACUGUAU